UACAUUCAGAGUAGGCAAGAUUGAAAGAGAGGAUGGAGAACGGUCGACAACACAAACACGUAGUGAUGCUUCCAUUCAUGGCACAGGGCCAUAUGAUACCAUUCUUAGCAUUAGCCAGGCAAAUUGAGCAACGAACAGGCUACGCCAUCACCAUCGCCACCACCCCCAUCAACGCCGUUUACCUCCGGUCGUCCAUCUCCUCCUCCACCACCACAACCACUACGACCAUUCGUGUUGUCGAGUUGCCCUUUUGCAGUGCCGACCAUGGUCUACCACCCAACACCGAAAACACAGAAGCCUUGCCAAACCAUCACAUAAUGACCCUCUUCCGUGCCUCACAAACCCUUGAACCUUCCUUCCACAACCUUGUCUCCACCAUCACCGAGAAAUACGGCGAGCCUCCUCUAUGCAUUAUCGCCGACGUCUUCUUUGGAUGGUCAGUUGACGUCGCCAUGCGGUUCGGAUCAUUCCAUGUUGGUUUUACCACCUGUGGAGGCUAUGGCACGGCCGCGUACAUCUCUCUGUGGUUGAACCUCCCACACCGUCAUACAGACUCCGAUGACUUCACCGUGCCGGGCUUCCCUGAAACAUGCCGUUUCUUGCGCUCUCAACUAAAUCCAACACUGAGAUCCGCCGACGGUACUGACCCCUGGUCUACCGUUUUCCGGAGAGAGCUACAACUAUCUUUGCGUUCGAAUGGUUUCUUGUGUAACACAGUCGAGGAGAUGGAAACAUUUGGGUUGGAAGCACUGAGAGCGGUUACGGGAAUUCCAGUUUGGCCUAUUGGACCUUUACAACCUCCAGCGUUUCUUAACCUUCCUUGUACUACUGAUUCUAAUCUAUCAUCCUCACGCUCGGUGAAGAAACACGGCAUCGCACCUGAAAAUUGCAUCAAGUGGUUGGAUUAUCAUCCACCUGGUUCGGUUCUAUACAUUUCGUUUGGAUCCCAAAACACUAUCAAUCCUACCCAAAUGAUGGAACUAGCUAUGGGUGUCGAGGCAAGCGGGAAGGCUUUCAUCUGGGUUGUUAGGCCACCUGUUGGGUUUGAUAUAAACGGUGAGUUUAAGGCGGAAUGGUUGCCGGAAGGAUUCGAAGAACGUGUAACUGAGAGCAGACGAGGCCUUGUWGUGCGUACAUGGGCACCUCAGCUAGAGAUUCUGUCGCAUAAAUCGACAGGAGCAUUUCUUAGCCACUGUGGAUGGAAUUCCAGUUUGGAGAGCUUGAGUCAAGGCGUGCCGAUUAUAGGGUGGCCAUUGGUUGCAGAGCAAGCUUAUAAUUCGAAGAUGAUGGAAGAGGAGAUGGGUGUUUGCGUGGAAUUGGCAAGGGGACCGGACAGUAGGGUCCUGAGUGAGGAGGUGGAGAGAGUAAUUGAGUUGGUGAUGGGUGAGGGAGAAAAAGGGAAGGAGAUGAAGAUGAAGGCGAGUGAAGCUGCGAAAAAGAUAAGAGCAGCAGUGAGAGAAGGAGAUCAGUUGGGGUCUUCAGUUAAGGCACUUGAUGAUUUUCUCCAGACUGCUUUGUCAAAGAGACAUGAAAAUGCAGAUGAGGCGAUGACGAGGAGAGCCAUAGCGGCUGGUCAAUAGAGGAUAAAACAGUGCCUCACUAAUCCGACCAGGUUUUAGUUUUUUUUUUUUUUUUUUUUUCUUUGCUUUUGGCUUUUGGCUUUUGGCAUUUAGAACAGAGAGAGUAAAAUAGAGCUUUCGCUCAAGAUCUGCAAAAGAGAACCCAUUA
Messenger RNA from Nelumbo nucifera (sacred lotus), 1728 nucleotides. The record is from RefSeq and is a predicted model, not a curated record. Lineage: Eukaryota; Viridiplantae; Streptophyta; Magnoliopsida; Proteales; Nelumbonaceae.